Vitrella brassicaformis is the source of this 2650-nucleotide messenger RNA. The record is from the annotation of a GenBank genome assembly. Lineage: Eukaryota; Vitrellaceae.
CAUUCAUUCAUUGUGUGCAAUGCAUUGUGUGUCUCCCUCCCAUGGACGAACAUGUACAACACGCACUAUGCAUGCGUCCAGAUGAAUUGUGCGUGUCUACAUGCACACACGCAGCCAAACCCCCAUGGAUCAGAAAAGACACCAGCGAUAGCUAUAUCACAGACACGGUGGCCACACAUGAUUGAAGAAAGGACAGACACCCCUCCUCUCUUCACACGGUGCCCUUCCUUCCCCCGAUUACGGCUCUCGCCACUUGUGCAACAGAAUAAAGGAUGGCGCCCAAGCUCCCCACCGCGAGCAAUGCGGCGGGCACUAUGAUGGCCUCAUCCUCCAGGGCACUCUGCAUACUCCCUUGAGAACUGUGUGGAAGGGGAACACAACGGCAGACCGUGUUUGGAUGCAGCCAUGCUGUGAGGGUGUCUUGCUCACGGUCUGAUUGCGUGUUGCCACAGGGUGCUGCGCAGCACCGCCACAUCGUCUGGGGAGGCCUUCACAGAGAAUGACAAAGGGGGCUCGAGGCCUGUAGACCGUAAACAGCACACACAGCAUGACAUCUCGUGAGUGAAUCGCAUCCUCUCUUCUCGCGCACCGUGUUCCUGCAGCCAGUCCAGUAUGUUGGUUUGAAACACCUGAAGGACAGAACCAAUAUACCGAUGGUCAAUCUGCUGCUACUCUCAUACAGUAUGUCUGUCCUUCUGUGCUUACUUGUUUGGCGUGUCUGCCGUCUGUCUUGGCGGCGAUGACGAGCAUGUGGGGCAGCUGGGGCGGCCGGUCGGAAUGUGACGCCCACGAGGUGGCCGCUGUGUCAAGACUGAAGGGGUAAAAGUGAAACCGGUGGUGUGUGUGCCAUGAAUUGUGGACGAAGACGUACCUUUCGAUGAUGGCUGCAACCUUUGCAAAACCGUGAGGGUCGGUGACGUCAUACAACAAGCACACAACAUCGUACCUGCCACGACAAGACGAGCAGGUACACACAGGUCUGUCUCCUUGGUGUCUUUCGGUACGUGUGUCAUGUGUACCUCUGCAACACGGCCGGAUGCAGCUCCUCCUCCUCAGACACGAUCAGCUGAUGACACCGCGACGACGAAUCUCUGGUCCUCGUCGACACGUCACGACCGCCAAAGACCGCCGCCCCUCGCUCCAUGUCACCCUGCCCAGGCCCGAGCAGCCCCUCCACCUCCCCUCCCUCCCGGCAACCACACGCCUCACCCAUCCAGGGCGCCUCGUAGAACGGAUUAUCGACAUCCAUCCGGAUCUCCCUGUGUCUCUCGCUGACCGACCGAAGCGUCCGGCUGUAUCGUAGCACGCGACCUGACGCGUCGUCCUCCCCCUCCCUGUGCCGGCUGUUCUCCUCUGUGACGGCUGUGCUGACACUGGCUGCUGGGUGAGAGGGCCUCAUGCGGAGGGGACGGGUGGGGGAUGGCAGGGCAAGCGGAGCGGGUGAUUCCUGGUGGUCAUUGAAGGAUCGCGAACAUGGCGUAUGACCGCCAGGACGGCUGGCGCCUCCCGCUUCAUGAUCCACCGAAACACAAGCUAUGGCAGUGCCGCCCGAGCGCCUUCGAGGGCCGUUUGGCUGCCGCAGUGCGUGGACGAAGGAGGACUUGCCGGUGUCUGGGCCGCUGCUGACCACACCGCAGCGCCAGACGGUUCGGUCGAUGCGAUGCUCCUUGGGUGCGAGGCAGCGCGACGGAGAGAGGGCGCAGCCCAGCUGACGACUCACGAGCAGGACGGAGUCAGGAUUGUACAUAGCAGCCAACCUGCCACAAGCGCACACAACAGCCGCUGAAGCCUCGAUCCCUUUCGCUAUCCAGUUUGCGCACCUCCAGUAGUUGAGCCAGGCGUCGCGUGUCAGCCCCACGCUGCCAUUCUCCACCACAGCUUCGACCACACACCACGGCGGCACAGGCGUCAGCCGCUCAAACCCAUCGCUCGGCCUGAACAGCCGCCUCACACCCCUCUCACUCAGCAGCGGACGACCUCCAGCCGAUGACGCGAACUGGUGAAAGACCUCAUCGAGGAAGUGAAUGAAGGGCCGCGUGAGCUCAGCAAAGGUGUGUGGCGGUGCCCCGAACGCAUCGGAUGCCCCUGAUGGGUUCGACGCCGCUUCAGAGGCCGCCGAGGCAUGGUCACGGAGAUAGCUGUAGUUGGUGGGCUUCAGCCGACCGUCAGGCGUGUACCUGCAGCAGGGAGUAUGGGCAGGCAGGCAACCAUGGACACCUGUGUAUUAUGCACUGCCUGCCUGCCCUGCCUGGCUCACCCGUAUGUGGUGAGUAUCUGCAGGAGGGACGCGUCGCUGAUGGUAUCGUCAAGGGUGCGGAUGAGGUAGAGGAAGCCCGCCUCGCUGAUCUUGUCGCCCACAAGGCCGCCGGGGCAGUUGUGCUGUAUCUCCCUGUGCAGCACCUUGAUAUCCUCCAUCUCAAUGUCCUGCAUAAACACCUGCUCGUGAGUGGCAACAAGCAGAGCAAUUGGAGCAAACAAUACAAGUUUUUGCUCCUUUUGCCGCCACACCUCAAGCUGGAAGUCGUAGAGUUCAGAUGGACUGAGCAGCCCAUCCCUGUCGGUGUCAAGACGUCUGAAGAUCUGCAAGAGGGCCCUGACCACCUGCGAGGCGCCGCCGUCGCUCAGACCCUCCAUCCCAGCACCUUUCGAU